AUGGGUGACCAAGCCUUAGGUCGUGGAGAUUUGAUGAAUACGGAGGAAAUGACGUAUAUCGACGGGGUGAAAGGUGAUAUGAGAAAAGUGGAAGACGAGUAUCCUCUACUCACUAAGGAGGAUUUGCUACGAUUAGAUGCUGAAGAACCAAUUUGGCGUCGAGUGCGAAUUGCACUCAUCGUGCUGUUUUGGGCAGUGUGGAUUUGCCUCAUCGUCGCAUCCAUCCUCUACAUCGUGUUCACACCAAAAUGUCCACCACGACCGGUGCAGUCGUUCUGGCAAUCGAAAGUUGGCUACUGGGUAAAUCCAUUCUCGUUUAAGGACUCGAAUGGAGACUUGGUUGGUGAUCUGAAAGGUUUGUUGAGUGCCGGAGACUACAUCCAGAAGAGUGUUGGUGCUGGCUUUGUCAUUCUGACUGCCAUGUCACCACUGUACCCGAAGAAACUGGCUGCGGUGGCCAACGUGUCCUUCGAGGACAUUCACCCGAGUCUGGGCACCAUGGAUGAUUUGGGUGCAUUGUUGCGUGGCUUCAAGAAGAGGGGCAUGCAGACUGUUAUCUCGCUCAAUUUCAAUUCGGUGCCGUUAAGUCACGAGCUUGCUCAUCCGGCCUACUUGAUUCCUGCCGGGUCUGUUGCCAAGUUUUGUCGUGCGGGCAACGACAGUGCGGAGUUGGUGGGUGGUAAGAGGUUCUACUCGACGUACGGAAUGGGCUCGGGUGUGGUGGAUUUGAAUCUGAAGUCGCCUGAGGUGAUGGAGAAGGUGAAGGGUGCGGUGCGGUUCUGGUUGCACAGGGGCGUGGAUGGCAUUCUGCUGUCUGACGCUGCGUUCUUUGUGGAAGAGGGUAGCUGUGGCACGAGUGCGUGGAUGGACGAAUUCCCCACCUGCAAGCUCUACACGAACGGGACAGUGUCGGUGGUGCAGGAGCUGAGAAAGGUUGUGGAUGAGGUGUCGAGUGAAACAUCGCGCCAGAGGGUGCUUAUUGCUGAUCCUGGCAACACUGGGUACGGCGCAUCGAAGAGUGAGGAUGCAGAGAAGUUGCUUGGCACGGAGGAGGUUCCGGGAGCGCAUCUUGUGAUCAGUCAGCAAUUCGCCUUCAACCGUGGAUUCGUCAAAGGUGGGGAAGUGAGCGUGAAGAGUUAUUUGGAUUCAACGAAUGCGUCUGCGCGAAGCAAGAUGGCAUUGGUGGUUGCAUCACCGAGUGACAAGCCGUACACGAGUGUCUAUUCGACUGCAUCGACGUUCUUGUUGCAGGGUGAGUUGUGUGAUGAGUGGGCUUUGUUGCCGUUCGUGGAUGUGCGGGCGCAUAUUUUGGCGUGGAUAUUGUUGAAUGCCUUUGUGAUUGGUUUGUCUGCUGUGGUUGUAGGUACGCCUGUGAUCUACGCCGGAAGUGAGCUUGGGUGGAGUCCGCUAAGUACGUUGCCACCACCAAUGUUGUAUCCGUUUGGAGAGCGGCCCAUUGUGGAUGAUGUGAGCAGCCACUUGCCGAUGCCGUGGGAUUCGCACGGUGUGGGUUUCUCGGACUCGGAGAAAGUGGGUACAGCGUACGCGGCGUACUUUGCGGGAUUGGGAGUAGUGGAGACAGUUGAGUCAGCGUUGGCGGCCGGUCGUGGUGCGAGUAUGUUCAGUCUGACCACCUCUCUGGUGCAGCUUCACGAUGAGUACCCAAGUCUCCUGUGGGGUUCCUUGAACGCUACGGUGGAUGUGGCUAAGGCACAAGUUGACCUUCGUGUGUGGCCUGGGUUGCAGGUGGCGGGAGUGGAGGUGUUCAAGCGCAGUGCCGUCGGUUUCGACAGCAUCGUGGUGGCGAUGGUGGAGGCUGGAGGAGCGAGCUCAGUAGUGGACUUUUCUGCGGAGUGUUCGGCCCUUGUUCCGUUGGUUGUGCACCCACCGAAUGAUGCGUUUGCAACAGGGGUGGAGUUGUCGAGCUUGAAGGUCUACUUUAAGUCGGAAGUGGAGCGCAGUCUCUACGUCUUCAAGUGUAGUGUUUAG
Echinococcus granulosus is the source of this 1989-nucleotide messenger RNA. Its product is annotated as Neutral and basic amino acid transport protein rBAT. Lineage: Eukaryota; Metazoa; Platyhelminthes; Cestoda; Cyclophyllidea; Taeniidae. Bases 1 to 1989 code for a protein of 662 amino acids. The transcript is spliced from 7 exons. The record is from RefSeq and is a predicted model, not a curated record. Gene Ontology annotation, biological process: carbohydrate metabolic process; amino acid transport.